Drosophila mojavensis is the source of this 361-nucleotide messenger RNA. RefSeq lists its product as uncharacterized. The transcript has a single exon. The record is from RefSeq and is a predicted model, not a curated record. Lineage: Eukaryota; Metazoa; Arthropoda; Insecta; Diptera; Drosophilidae. Bases 14 to 274 code for a protein of 86 amino acids.
CCUGUAGUCUGUCAUGUCACUUCUAGUGCUGGAUACGCCGCUUACUUCACGCAGCGGCUUCGUGCGUGGUCGCAAGAGAAUCAAGCCGCAUCCCGUGUCGGAGCUGCAGAGCCAAACGUAUUGUGAACGAUCCAGCUCGGACGAGGAGAAUGGCGACAAGAGUAGCUCCAUGGAUGCGGAGGCCUCCAUGCUGGACGACAGCUGUGUGCAAAACUGGAGCAACGAGCAGAAGACCUACAGGCGAUACCCGUUACGCAGAAAGACUUUUCGUUAAUUGUGUUUAUUUAAAUGAUUAGAAUAUUUGUGACAGGAACAGCAGCGAAAAAGCUUAAAUGUAAAUUAAAUUAACUAAAGAACUUGA